AUGGCCACCGGCACAAUCACAAUUCAAGAUGGAGGCAACCACCGCGACUCUGGAUCAACAUCUGGCGGAGCCAUCCUCGCGACCUUCAUUCCCACCUUCACCACCGCCGUAAUCUACCUUGCCAUCUUCGCCGGCAUCAGGAAUACUUAUCGCAAAUUCUACGCUCCUCGAACAUUUCUUGGGACCGUGCCUGAAAAGGACCGCACGCCACAAGAACGAGCGUCAGGCGGCCAUUGGUUUCGGGACUUCCGCCAAUUGCCUGACCGCUUUGUUCUACAGCACAAUUCGCUCGAUGCUUACUUGUACCUGAGAUUUCUGAAAAUAAUCAUCUUCAUAUGCCUGAUCGGCUCUUGUAUGACAUGGCCGAUUCUGUUUCCGAUUCAUGCCUUGGGAGGUGGUGAGUCUACUCAGCUCGACAAGCUCACUAUCGGUAAUGUGACCAAGCCGAGCUACUUCUGGGCGCACUUCGUGGUCGGUACUGGCUUCUUCCUCGGCAUUCUCGUUCUCAUAGCAUGGGAGCGACUCCGUCUGAUUGGUGUGAGGCAAGCCCACUAUCUGAGCGAUGAUUACACCUCGCGUCUAUCUGCCCGUACGGUCCUCUGGAUGAACGCACCCCGAGAUGCAUGUCUCCCGGAGAGUCUUACCAAGUCCUUUGGCGAUGACGCUAUCAAGGCGUGGCCUGUGCGAGACUCUGGUGAUCUGGAAGAUCUUGUUCAGCAGCGCAACGAUGCCGCAUAUGCAUUAGAGGAUGCAGAGAUGGAUCUCAUCGUGAAGGCCGUGAAGCUUAACAAGCAGAAAGGAAGAACGAAUGGAGCGAAUACUUCGGGAAACACUGAGGCUCAAAAUGCUGUACCGCGAUCGAAGCGCCCGACCGCUAGAGAGCCGCCAUUUGUAGGCAAGAAGAUUGAUCGUGUCGACAGAUCUCGCACAUUGGUUGGUGAACUUGCUGAGCGCAUCGAGUCACAUCGUGCGGCACCAAGCAGGAACAUUCCCGAGCAAUCCGCGGUGUUCGUGGCAUACAACAGCCAGCCUGCGGCUCAUCGAGCUUUCCAGGAACUCACGUUCCAACCACGACUACCUUUGCAAGACCGAUUCCUCGCGAUCCAGCCCAAAGAGGUCUUGUGGAAGAACCUCGCACGGCCAGUGCCAGAGCGUGUGUCUAAAGCUUCGCUUGCUUUGGUCUUUGUGAUUGCCUUCACCGUCUUUUUCUCCAUCCCGGUCGGCCUCAUAGGUACUCUCAGCAAUAUACAACAUCUGGCGGACACAUAUAGCUGGCUGAACUGGCUAAACAAUCUACCACCAGUCGCUGUUGACCUUCUCACUGGACUCUUGCCACCAUUCCUGGUGAGCUGGUUCACGAGCUAUGUACCUAAACUCUUUCGACAUAUCGCCAAGCUGUCCGGCGAGCCCACGACUCCCCAAGCAGAACUCAAGACUCAGGCCUGGUUCUUUGCAUUUCAGGUCUUCCAAGUCUUCCUCGUCACGACUACAGCGUCUGGUGCAGCAGCCGUGGCACAGCAGAUUCUGAAAGACCCAGCUUCGGCUACAGACCUACUCGCCACCAGCCUGCCAAAAGCGAGCAAUUUCUACUUGACAUACUUUAUCUUACAAGGCACAGCGAGCGCCGCAUCAAACGUUCUGAACUACUCGGACCUCUUCGAGCUGUUGUACUACGAAAAGUUCGCAGACAAGACUCCACGCCAGCACUUCAAUACACAUGCCCAGAUGAAGGGCACACCAUGGGCAGCUUGGUACCCCAAGUUUACGAAUCUGCUCGUGAUCGCCAUUGCGUACUCAUGCAUUGCGCCGCUCGUUCUGGGGUUUGCCACGGUCGGCAUCUUCUUGUACUACCUGAGCUACCGAUACAGUCUACUGUAUGUCAGACAGACCAAGAUCGACACCAAGGGCGAGGCCUACAAGCGUGCUUUGCAACAGAUCCCAACCGGUAUCUACUUGGCUGAGUUAUGUCUGAUCGGCUUGAUGGGCGCUCGUGGCGCAAAAGUGCAGGCAGGGCUGAUGAUCGCAUUCCUCGUGCUUACAGCAGUGUUGAACUUUCUGCUCGACAGAAUGCUUCGACCACUCGAGCUGUACCUCGGAGUCGACAUUUGGCAGGAACAAGAGGUGCCGCUGCUGGCGCAAGAGGAUAACAUUGAUCCGAACGACGAGGACGCACUUCAUGGCGCAUCGCACGCACGAAGAUUAGGGUUGCGAGUCUUGCCUGAUCCUGCGCCACGAGUCCUGUCCGACUUCUUCGACAGCAUCAUCCGCUCUGCACGGGACGAGGCAAAAGAGUGGCUCAGUACUCCAUCGGCGACUCGUGAGGAUUCUGCGGAAUCGCUAAAGAGCGACGAGAUGGAGAAAGCAUAUCUAUCACCUGCCUUCACGUCGAAGACGCCGAAGCUAUGGAUACCAAAAGACAGCACUGGCGUCUCGAAGCAAGAGAUCGAGCACAAUGAAUCCUCAGGUGUACCGACGACCGACGAAGCUGCCGAGAUUGACGAAGAUGGGAAGUUGCAUUGGGACCAUGACUUUGCGAACGUGCCAAUCUACAAGAAACCCGUUCGGAUAUAA
Messenger RNA from Recurvomyces mirabilis, 2571 nucleotides. RefSeq lists its product as uncharacterized. Gene Ontology annotation, molecular function: calcium-activated cation channel activity. The transcript has a single exon. Gene Ontology annotation, cellular component: plasma membrane. The record is from RefSeq and is a predicted model, not a curated record. The coding region runs from base 1 to 2571 and encodes 856 amino acids. NCBI's taxonomy places the organism in Eukaryota, Fungi, Ascomycota, Dothideomycetes, Mycosphaerellales, Teratosphaeriaceae.